This is a messenger RNA of Trichoderma citrinoviride, 1710 nucleotides long. RefSeq names its product HET-domain-containing protein. The transcript has a single exon. The record is from RefSeq and is a predicted model, not a curated record. Bases 1 to 1710 code for a protein of 569 amino acids. Lineage: Eukaryota; Fungi; Ascomycota; Sordariomycetes; Hypocreales; Hypocreaceae.
AUGGCAAAAGUCGUACGUCGGCGACCACUUCGCAGAGACGUGCAAAGCAACAAGGUGUUUGCUGCAGCAAAGGGCCUGAUUAAGAAGUGUAUGAGCCCCAAGAAUCCGCAUAAACACUGCCAAUAUUCUCGAGAUACUGUGCUUCCACUGCGAGUCCUCGACGUUGGCGAACCUGAAGAUCCACGUUCAACGGUCAAAGCAAAGGUCAACGAGAUUCCACAGCGAGUUCUCGACGUUGACAAACCCGAAGAUCCACAUUCAACGGUCAAAGCAAAGGUCAACGAGAUUCCACCGCUGACUUUCGACGUUGACUACCCCGGAGAUCCACGUUCAAUGGUCAGAUUAAAGGUCAACGAGACGGAUACCCAUGCUCCAUACCUCGCCUUAAGCUAUUGCUGGGGGAAGCAGCCUACAUUUGUACGCAAAAAACCGCUUCAGCUGCGGAAGAACAAUAUCAAGAGCCUGAAGGGAGGCAUCAAGCUACACGAUCUUCAGAAGUCUAUACAGGAUGCCAUCUUCGCCACUCGCAAACUUGGCUAUCGAUAUCUUUGGGUUGAUGCGCUCUGUAUCAUACAGAACUGUAAGAUUGACAAAGAAAGGGAAAUCGGGCGCAUGGCUUCCAUCUACAAGAAUGCCUCCAUAACCAUCGCGGCAGCUACUUCGUCAAACGCGGAGCAUGGGUUUCUUUCCAAGAAGCUACGGCCUUACUGUCCGCAACACGAAGUCCACGUUCGUAUGGCUGAAAAUACGACUGGCACAGUAUAUCUUUCCACAGAGCCAUACGAGCCCGAUCAUCCCCUUGACAAGAGAGGUUGGACGUUGCAAGAGUUCAUGCUGUCGUCGAGGAUGUUGAUAUUCUCCGAUUACGAGCUUCUAUGGCAAUGCAAGGAGAUUGACCUUUGCAGCGUUUCGGCGAAAGGUCUCGAGUAUCUACAGCCUCUGGAAACGCUGCCAUGGACAGUCUUUGAUGAUGACGCAGAGCCAUACUACGGAAAUCUCGACUCAGACAAAGUGUAUCUAUGGAAGACCAUCGUUCAACAGUACACCAAUCGUCAGCUCUCUUACACUGGCGAUAAGCUCAACGCGAUUAUGGGAAUAACCUCCGAGCUGGAAGCACUAUGGCGUGACACCAACAUCUAUGGGCUCUGGAAGAAGUGGUUCAUUGAGCUUUUAGCUUGGUAUAAGCCAGAGAUGGAAAGAGAAGAACGACGACACUUAGAUAGGGCUCCCAGCUGGUCAUGGGCUUCUCUAGACGGCGUGAUUCUCUAUGAAGGGUCACUUUCAACCGAAGAUGCGAGACUGAAGUCUUUGACUGUUCAGGCUGCAGAAUUGUCAUGUCGCAUCCUUAGAGAAAGCGAUGUAACAGAUGAGAAAGCUCGCACGAUAGCGGAGCGGCCCGACCUUCUUGACCCAGUCGCUGAACUUCAACAAAAUAGGCUCAAACAUGGAAAAUCGGAAUAUCUGUUGCUGGGAACGGUGAAGUCCAAUAAGGAGACUGAAGAAGGGGUAGGCCUACUUGUGAUAGAUACUGGCAGAGGAGUUCACCAAAGGCUUGGUUUCGUCAAAUUCCACGAUAUGACAAUAUGGGAAGGCGUACAGCGAAGGGGCGUAAUUUUGGACUCAAGAGUUGACAAGAAGAAGGAAGACAAGGAGGGCAAGAAGAAGGAAGACAAGGAGGGCAAGAAGAGGGAAAAGAACAAGACUUGGUAG